AUGGACGCCACCCAAAUGACCGAUCUGAUGGGCGGCCAUGACUUUAUGCAGCUGCAGCAGCAACUGCAGCACAACAACAACAACUACAACACAGAUGGACACAACGGGCUGUCGCCAGAGUCCGCAGAGCGCAGUUCGCGUCCCGUGCGUCGUGCCACAAGACGCACCUCACAGCUAAGCAAUAAUACAUACGAUCUGGAGAUGACCGACUCCAGUUCGCAGAGCGAUGACACCAGCGGCGGCGGCGGCAGCAGCAAUGGCGGUGGCAGCAGCACCAACAACAACGGCAACCAGCAGAGCAAUGCGAAUGGCCAGCAGCGCACCUCGAGUCGCAAUCGUGGUCAACAGAACGCUGGAGCUGGAGCCAAUUUGAUGCCCAACUCGCAGUCGAAUCGACGGCGCAAGGGCGCUCUGAAUGCCAAGGAGCGUAAUCUGCGCCGACUGGAGUCCAAUGAGCGCGAGCGCAUGCGCAUGCACAGUCUCAAUGAUGCGUUCCAGUCGCUGCGCGAGGUGAUACCGCAUGUGGAGAUGGAGCGACGCCUGUCCAAGAUUGAGACGCUGACGCUGGCCAAGAACUACAUCAUCAAUCUCACACACAUUAUACUCUCCAAGCGCAACGAGGAGGCAGCAGCCAUGGAGCUCAAUGGCGGCGCUGUGGGCGGUGUGCUGCUCUCGGGCCUCACAGCUGACAGCAAUGGAGGAGCAACAGUGAAUAGCGUUGCUGCUGCUGCCAGCAAUGGUGGACUCUGCUUUGAGGAUGCUUUGACCAAUGGCGGCGCCUACGAUUGCGCUUUGCUGGCCGCCACCGAUGGCAGUCUGCUCAAUGCUGCCACCGUGUCAGUUCCAGCUCCCGCCAUACAAAACUUGCAGCCACCGCCCAUGCACCUGUUGCCUCAGAGUCAAGCGCCGCUGGAGCAGCAACAAACGCAGCAGCAACAGCAACAACAGAUUCAUACACAUCAGCAACUUUUGCAUGCUCAUGCUCAUCUGGGCGGCAACAUGUUGCUGGCACCACAGCAACAGCAACAGCAGCAACAACAGCAGCAAUCCCAGCAGCCAACACUUUUACUCAAUGGUGGCCCAACAGUUGGAGUUGGCAGCGUUAAUGUAGCCAUGGGCGUGGGCAUAACAGUGGGCGCUGCUUUCCCAGAUGUUAAUGAUAACUUUGAUGAGCCAUUUCGAGAAUUUCUCUAA
This is a messenger RNA of Drosophila busckii, 1194 nucleotides long. RefSeq names its product protein dimmed (gene dimm). The coding region runs from base 1 to 1194 and encodes 397 amino acids. Gene Ontology annotation, molecular function: protein dimerization activity. The transcript has 3 exons. The record is from RefSeq and is a predicted model, not a curated record. NCBI's taxonomy places the organism in Eukaryota, Metazoa, Arthropoda, Insecta, Diptera, Drosophilidae.